CCGCCACGGCGCCAAGCAACCAUUCGAUAACUACCUUACCUGCGGAGUAAUACUAGUCAAGUCGCUAUCCGGAGCUUGUCCGAGAAGAAGCGUGUCUAAGUCAACUGCAACUCAAACGGCAGGCCGGUACGAGCAACCGCCGAUUAUCGAUAAGAGCUCCGUGGGGUGCACCCCGGUUGUGAGUUGUGAAUUGCGACUUGAGACUCUUCAACUCAACUCAACUCCAAUCAUCCGUCUUUACACACAGCCAAGGCAGAGACCAAAACUUCACAGUCGCUCACGAUGGGUUCAUCAAUUCAAGACGCCCGGCCUUCAGUGAAACUCACCCAGGGAACCGUCAUCGGCACAGUCGUGUCAGACAGUCUCCCCCGGCCAGUCGAAGCCUUCAAGGGUAUUCCGUAUGCGCUCCCGCCAACAGGAGAUCGCAGAUUCCGCGCGCCGGUCAAAGUCGAACCCUCAACAAAGGAAAUCGACGCCUCGAAAUGGGGUCCCGUUGCGCCGGGCAAGCAGCUAUUCCCCGGCGGACCGGCGUUUGAGUACAGCGAGGACUGUCUGACUGCCAAUGUGUUCCGGCCCGUUUCGUCGUCUCGGGAUGAGACGCUGCUGCCCGUGGCCGUGUACAUCCACGGCGGCGCAUUCAACAGAGGCACGGCCAUGAUGCACAACACUGCUUCGUUCCUAGCCAACUCGGGGCAGGCUUUCAUUGCGGUUUCCUUCAACUAUCGUAUCGGAGCUCUCGGCUUCCUCCCGUCCACCAAGAGUUUCGAGGAAGGCUCCGUGAACCUCGGUUUGAAAGAUCAAAUCAUUCUUCUCGAGUGGGUUCGCGACAACAUCACGGCAUUUGGCGGAGAUCCCAACAACGUCACUCUCUUUGGCAUCUCCGCUGGAGCACACUCUAUCGGCCACAUCCUCAUCAACGACGAAGGCCAAUACAACCCACCCCUCUUCCACAAAGUCAUCCUCGAAUCCGGCGCCCCAACAUCCCGCGCAGUCCGCCCCUACAGCGCCCCCAUCCACGAAGCCCAAUUCGCAGACUUCCUCACAGAAACAGGCUGCCCGCCCAACCUCUCCGCCGCCGAAACCUUUGCCUACCUCCGCGCCGCGCCCACAGAAGUCGUCCAACGAGCCCAAAUCGCAGUCUUUGACAAGUACAACCCCUCCCUCCGCUGGGCCUUCCAGCCCGUCGUCGACGGCGACAUCAUUCCCCGCCCGCCAAUGGAAUCCUGGCGCCUCAACAAGUGGCGCAAAGUCCCCAUCAUGACGGGCUUCAACCGCAACGAAGGCUCCAUCUACAUCUCCAAAAAGGUGUCCGCCUCGGACGAAUUCACCUCCUUCUUCGCGGACCUGCUCCCCUUGCUCUCCAAAGAGGACGUCAAAACCAUUGACAAACUCUACCCGGAUCCCCUCACCAUCCCCACCUCGCCCUACAAGGAAUCCCUCGACGGCACGGGCGCCCAAUACCGCCGCCUCGAAAUCGCCUACGGGCAGUACGCCUACGUCGCGCCCGUCCGGCAAACAGCCGACCUCGCCUCCCGCGCGGACCCGGAGCUGCCGGUAUACCUCUACCAAUGGGGUCUCGAAAGCUCUCUCCUCGACCGCGCGCGCCACGGCGAGAACAUGUACUACGAGGCCUGCGAGCCCGCGAAAACAAAAAUCUCACCGACGCAAAAGGAGCUAUGUCUGACGCUGAACGCGUACCUGGCCAGCUUCAUUGUCGCAGGCGAUCCGAAUGUCGUGCGGGGCGAGAGCGCGCCCGAGAGGCCGGUGUGGGAGCGGUAUGUGGCGGAGGAGCCCAAGGCGUUGGUGUUUGCGGAGGAGAAUAAAGAGCUUAUUGGGGGCGAGGCGGGAGUUCCGGCGAGGUCGCAUGCCGAUACGUGGGCGAGGAAGGAGUCGGAGUUUUGGUGGACCAAGGUUGAUGUGUCGCAGCAAUGAGUGUCGUGGCUGAGUAGAAAUAAAAAGUAAAAGUUCAUGACAUGAUGGCUCGGUUCUUGUUUUCCUGUUGCCUAUGUGUGAUCACUGCCCAUGAGAUAGGCUCCAUGGUGAAAUGUUGCGUCCAUUGAUCUCGUUUAUUCUCUCGUUCAUUCAGCUGAACGAAUCUGGGCCUAUUGAGGUGGUGAAGUCUUAUGUCUACUUGAGUGGCGUUCUAUAUGCUACUCUCAAGUUGAGGCUGGAUCAAUACCAGACAAUGGUGGACAUUGGAUGACGCUCAGAUGCGGUGUAAUGCCAACUACCUUUGUCAAGAGGUAGACAUACAGGUACAUGUCUUGCAAGGGACCACAGGGUAAGCUGUAACAUUCGUGAAGAGAUUGGAGACUAGCAGUCCGUAGUUUUCUUGAUAGUACGGUCCUCAUAGAAAG
Molecule: messenger RNA, 2357 nt
Organism: Colletotrichum godetiae
Lineage: Eukaryota; Fungi; Ascomycota; Sordariomycetes; Glomerellales; Glomerellaceae
Product: carboxylesterase
Exons: 2
Coding region: 283-1932 (549 amino acids)
Source: RefSeq, a predicted model, not a curated record